AUGGGUCUGUCGGCAAGGUUCGCUACACAGCCAGACAUAGUCGCUCGCGGGUCUAUAUACCGGGCCAAAGCCUGUGCAGCGCUUAAGGAAGAUCUUGAGAACAUCUGUCUUGAGAAUAUCCAAGCUUGUAUUUUGAUCGGCAACAACUUCUUUGGCGAAGGCAAUGCGGAUGUUGAAUCGCUAUACUUUGGUCUUGCUAGUCGAAUGACGCAGCUCCUGAAUCUAGGAGUCUGCAACGAAAAUGACGACGGACCAACACGUGAAGUUAAAAGACGCAUCUACUGGACAUGUUUCAUAAUCGACACUUGGGCCAGCAGCGGAUCCAAUGUCUCACGCCAGUUUAGACAACAGGCCAGCCAUCCUAGAGCACCGAUGGACGAAUAUGUCUUUUACAACAUGAAACCAGGUGACCCGGACAUCCCCGACUUCCAGUGGAGGUCUGGCCUAUGGGGUCACAUGGUCAACACCGUCGAGAUAUACACCGAGAUACAGAAUUUUCAGCAGAGCCUGGCAGAUUCAGUCGAGUGGAAUGAAGCUCUUAUCGAUGACGCUGUUCAACGUCUUGAACACAAACUUGGAGCCUUUGAGCAGGUUCUAGGUCCCAAUCUCAAGUUCAGUCGAGAAAAUCUGGCGGCAUUCGUGGAACGUGGUUUAGGUCGCGUCUUUGUUGCCUUCCAUCUCGGUUACCAUCAUUACUAUACGUUGCUAUACUACCACUGCUUGGAUCGUCGUCGACCACCCACGAAAAACGGCAAGAAGUAUUCGGACUCUUGUAAAGCUCAUGCGGCCAUCGUCUGCGACGUGCUAAAGGCGUCCCGAGAAGUCACCGGUGCCGAGGCUGUGUAUAACAUCGUGGGCCAUGUCACCAUUGUAUCCUCGUCAGUUCUACUUCACACCUUCCUCUUCGGGGAACCAUAUGAACUAGAGGACUCACGGACUCGGCUUGCAUCGAAUCUUGAGUCUUUGGUGCAGCUACGAAGUUAUUGGCCAAGCGUGGAGAGAAUGAUCAAUCGCCUAGUCGUCUUCCAGAAAAGCUGUGUCAAGUCAAUCAACGCCGAAUCGUACAGAUUCGACAAGUGGAUGGUCAAAUUUCUUAUUGCUCAUGCGCUGACCCUUGAAGAGAAGGCAGAUGAAAGUUGGCCAAGUCCACAGACCAUUCCUUCAUUUGGAGAUGAUCAUAUUGAGCGGGGUCUUAUUACGCAGGCUAUGAUUGAGGAUAUACAGUGGCAACUAUGA
Fusarium coffeatum is the source of this 1236-nucleotide messenger RNA. RefSeq lists its product as uncharacterized. Gene Ontology annotation, cellular component: nucleus. The transcript has 4 exons. NCBI's taxonomy places the organism in Eukaryota, Fungi, Ascomycota, Sordariomycetes, Hypocreales, Nectriaceae. The record is from RefSeq and is a predicted model, not a curated record. Gene Ontology annotation, biological process: DNA-templated transcription. The coding region runs from base 1 to 1236 and encodes 411 amino acids. Gene Ontology annotation, molecular function: DNA binding; zinc ion binding.